AUGUCAACGAAGGAUCGUUUGGUAUCUGAAAGUUCGUUUGAUGGCAACGUUGAUGAACGAUUGAAAUCAAUUGAAGCCGUGGAGAGUUUCAGAAACUGCAGCCUCAGCGAGCUUGGUUAGUUUAAAAUUUAAAUAUAAUUGGUUUUUAGAUUCAAAAAGAGCUGGGUUGUCAUCUCAAAUAUCACAUUUGACUCAAAAGAUUAGUGACCUGGCUUUUAACAACUACAGAAUCUAUGCAGAUGCUGGACGUACCGCUGAGAAUUGCAGUGAAAUGGUAAGAAUGUGGAUAAAUUUUAGUUUUUAUUGAUACUGUAAGGUAGAAUUGUAGUUUUAAACCUAGUUUUGCGCAAAACGAUAACGUAACGAGUAUUUUAGCUGGAUAACAUAAAUAAAGAGAUGUCACAUGUGAAAGAACGUCUUCCUACGUUAAUCGAUGAUACUGUAGCAUUUAUUGAAAAGUCAGAAGAUAUUUUUCGGGAUUUUGUUCACCUUGACGAUGCUAUUACAGAGGACUCGCCUAUCUGGGAGAUAGUGAACCUACCAAAAAUGAUGGACAAAUGCAUUCGACAUGGACAAUAUGAUCUUGCUUAUGCUUUGACAACGUUUGCUGUUAAUCUUCAGCAAAGCAAACUUGGAGAGAACUUGAUUAUUAAGGUAACAUCUCUUUUGGUUACUAAUAUUUUGAGUUUAGAAAGUAGCUCACACGUUGAUUGAAGCUCGGCAUGGCCUACUGGAUGUACUUUUCAAUAAGUUUGCCGGUCCAAUUGAUCUGGCAAAGUCUAUUCAAAUUGUAAAUAAUAUCAGGAAGAUUCCUUACAUAUCAAAUACCCAAUUGCGUGUUUGUUUAUUGCAAUAUAGAGAUGUGUAUUUGGAGAAGAAUGUAAUGGCACUAAUGGUAGGGAUAUUAUACUAUGUUUCAAGAAUUUUAGCUAUUAAUUGUUUAAGUAAUAAAUCUAUAGUUUCGUUUUCUUUUGUUAAACAUAGGUUUAUUUUACAGUCGGAGCCAGAUUAUGCUAUAAAAGUAGUGGAUGUGUAUAGGGACUGUAUGUACGAUACGAUUGUUCUUUAUUUGGCUGUUUUCCCUGGAGUUGACUCAUACAAGAAAUAUGUAAGUGUCUUUUUUAAUACAUUACGACAAUAGAAAAACGAUAUUAAGUGUUAAUUAUGUAUUGGAAAGGAAAACCUUAUUCAAGUAAAGAUGUUUCUUGUUUUAGUCCUCAUCUGAUGACCCACGAUGGGAGCGAUGGACUGGUGGAUCACAGAACUACUUGCUUCAGUCCUGGGCUCAUCGUAACAUCGAUGUUAUGUUCGAAAGGAUAAGAUCUUCAGAGAGAAAGUCAGCAAUCGAUUUUGAAGCUAUUGGAGGAAAACUUAUGAGUUUCGCCAACUCUUUUGGCAGAAUGGGAAUGGAUUUCAGACCACUGAUAAUCAAUGAACUCUCUGUAAUGACAUUGGAGUCAUUCUCAAGGCGGGUACAGAAAGCUACCGAAAUGUACGUUUAAUGCGUUUGGUUAUUUUGGAUUAAAUUUCAAUUUAAAUUUGUUGCCUUGAGUUGGUAUUAUUAUCAUUCAAACACGAAGCUCUGAUUUAAUAUAAAUUGACAAAGUUAUAAAUUUCAGGUUUGUGUCUCAGAAACAGCUGGAUUUACUCGAUGAAGACAUUUUCAAAGUGAACAGAAGUGACUUGGAGAACAAAGCUUCCUCAACGGAUGUCCAAUCAUCAACUGCUCCCGUAGAGAUCUGUGCAUGGGACGAUCUUUGUGUUUAUGGUAACGAACUGAUCGACGCUCUCAAUGACUUGAGACAUUCAUUGUCGCCAGUUUAUGUAAGUUAGAAAAAGUUUAUGGGGUUGCUAAAGUAACUUUUAGAUUACAAUUUUUUCCUAUUAUUAAAUUAUCAAAUAUGUGUAAUAUAUGAUUUCUUUAGGUAAAUGACGUGUUCAACGUUCUAAAGUCCUCGUUACAAGCUGUUUUGCUUUGGAUUCAACGAUUUUCUGAUUCCGAAGAAAAGCUGAAGAAACGAGCUACAGAAUUAAUUUUGAUAAAUUUUGCGCCGUUUAUGAAUCAAUGUUUUCAAACGAUAUUCACAUUUGAAUCGUGUUUUAAACCAUUCUUUCAUGGCAACGUUACCCAUCAAGAUUAUGUAAGUUUAAUUAACUGUAUAUAUAUAUAUGGGUUUUUUAAGUAUAAGUAUGUUAUAUGAAAAGUGGGUUUUACACUAUAUCUUAAUACACUAUAAUUUCAGAUAAAAACUUACGAUCUCGGUGCAGCCAACGCACAUGUUGUUCAAGUAACGGAAUCAACUGCUUGA
Molecule: messenger RNA, 2309 nt
Organism: Bursaphelenchus okinawaensis
Lineage: Eukaryota; Metazoa; Nematoda; Chromadorea; Rhabditida; Aphelenchoididae
Source: the annotation of a GenBank genome assembly